AUGGAGAAGUUCGGAUUUCACAAGGUGCACCAUAGCCCCACUAACAGUGGCGCCAGCAUUACCCAUUCAAGGAGAAACCCUCCGUCGUCUCCGCCCAGGCCAUUAGAGCCAGUGGCACCUCGACAGGUGAUGAAGUUAGCCGUGGACAAAGUCCCCAACAACUCUAUCGCCGUCGCUAAUAGAAUUGGGGUCAAUCCCGAUGACUUUGCCCUGAUUCCGAACCACGCUCCCAUUCUUAUUGACAGCCACUACGUCUACGACAUCGAGAAAUGUCCCGAGCUUCCCCACGGUAUGCUUGGUAUGGCUGGUCACACCAGACGGUGGGGUAAGUGGUCUCUCGGGCAAUCGAUUCAUGCUGAGCCCUACAAUAUCCAUUCCAACGGCUCACAAAAGAAGUAUCUCAAUGUGAUUAAGGUCACCGUCGAUCACUUGAGCAAGUCGCAUGCCCACACCACUCCGAUCAGCGUUGAGGACUUGACCGAAGUGUUUAUGACCAAUUAUGAAAACCAAAUCCUUCAACCCACGCAAGCCAUGGUCAUGGAGUACAAGGGCCACUACUACCUGUUGCUUGUGUUGCUGGUUGAGAUCGUGGAUGUUACUCAAGCGGACGGGGCACCCUCAGUUAAGGAGCUGGCGGAUUUGGACACUAAGGGUAUUUUGAUGAGAAGCACCGUUAUUGAAUUCUACCCUCACGAACACUCUAAAAUCAACUUGCAAUACCCUCUGGGCAAAGGUGGUUUUUUCGGCAAGCCUGGACCCCGUCCUCGCCAACGGAAGCAGAUCAUCAACCCUGACUUCAAGUUGGAAGAUUUGGGUAUCGGUGGUUUGGACUCGGAAUUCCAGGAAAUCUUCAGACGUGCGUUCAACUCGAGAAUCUUGCCUCCAGAAUUAGCUGAGAAGUUGGGGAUCAACCACUGUAAGGGUUUGCUUUUGUAUGGUCCUCCCGGUACUGGUAAGACCCUUAUUGCCCGUAAGUUGUCGAAUAUGCUCAACGGUAAGGAACCCAAGAUUGUCAAUGGUCCCGAAAUGUUGUCGAAGUACGUGGGUGCUUCCGAAGAGAACAUUAGAAACCUUUUCAAGGACGCCGAGGCUGAGUACAAGCAAAAGGGUGACGACUCUGACUUACACGUCAUCAUUUUUGAUGAGUUGGAUUCCGUGUUCAAGCAAAGAGGGCUGGGUAAGUCUGAUGGUACUGGUGUUGGUGACAACGUUGUCAACCAGUUGUUGGCCAAGAUGGACGGGGUUGAUCAACUUAACAACAUCUUGAUUAUUGGGAUGACCAACCGGUUAGACUUGAUUGAUAAUGCGUUGUUGCGUCCGGGUAGAUUCGAAUUGCAAAUCGAAAUCGCUUUGCCCGAUGAAAAGGGGCGUAAGGACAUUUUGACGAUUCACACCAAGCUGUUGAGAGACAACCACUUGUUAUACAAGGACGUCAACUUGGACGAGUUGGCGGUGCAGACCAAGAACUUCACUGGUGCCGAAAUUCAAGGGUUGUGUAACUCGGCGAAAUCGUUUGCGAUCUCUCGUCACACUAAGUCCGGUACUAUUGCCCAAGUCGACAUGGAUUCGAUUUCUAAAAUCCAAAUUACUAUGAAGGAUUUCCAAUUAGCACUCCAAGAGGUGAAGCCUGCAUUUGGUACCGAUGAGGAAGAUCUUGCCGCUGCCGCACCCUAUGGUAUUAUUCACUACGCCGACAGCAUCAGGCAAAUCGAAAAUAAGGGAGCCUCGCUCGUUGAAGAAGUUUCUGAGUCGGAAACCGACUCCUUGGUGUCUGUAUUGUUACACGGGCCUCUGGGCCUGGGUAAGACAGCCCUUGCAUCUACUAUUGCCCUCAACUCACAAUUCCCUUUCAUCAAGAUGCUCAGUGCUGAGAGUGUUGUUGGUAUGAGUGAGUUCCACAAGAUCAGUUUCAUUGAUAACUUCUUCCGUGAUGUUUACAAGUCGCCGUUGUCGGUGGUGGUGCUUGAUCAAUUGGAAACCUUGAUUGGGUACGCGCCUAUUGGGCCUCGUUUCCUGAACGACGUGUUGCAAGUGUUGAAGGUGUACCUCAGCAAGUUGCCCCCGAAGGGUAGACGACUUUUGAUCCUCGCCACCACUUCAGCUUACUCGGUGUUGCGGAACUUGGACAUGUUGGGGUCGUUUUCCAACAUCAUUGCCGUCCCCCUGAUCACCCACAUUGAUGAAUUGGGCAGAGUGUUGCACAGUCAAGGAUUUGACCGUCACACUGAGCAUGCUGUGGUCCUGCAAUUGCAGCAGACGGACUUGAAUAUCGGUGUCAAGCGGUUGUUACAGGUGCUUCUGAACUGUAAGUACUCGAAGGCUUCCGCCGAUGGCAUCGUCGAUAGUAUUAUCGAGGCGCAGACGUUGUAG
Messenger RNA from Diutina rugosa, 2370 nucleotides. It is a transcript of the gene SEC18, whose product is annotated as AAA family ATPase. The record is from RefSeq and is a predicted model, not a curated record. NCBI's taxonomy places the organism in Eukaryota, Fungi, Ascomycota, Pichiomycetes, Serinales, Debaryomycetaceae. Bases 1 to 2370 code for a protein of 789 amino acids. Gene Ontology annotation, biological process: Golgi to plasma membrane protein transport; SNARE complex disassembly; intra-Golgi vesicle-mediated transport. Gene Ontology annotation, molecular function: ATP binding; ATP hydrolysis activity. The transcript has a single exon. Gene Ontology annotation, cellular component: Golgi stack.